Priapulus caudatus is the source of this 2573-nucleotide messenger RNA. RefSeq names its product WD repeat-containing protein 36-like. The coding region runs from base 52 to 2544 and encodes 830 amino acids. Gene Ontology annotation, cellular component: Pwp2p-containing subcomplex of 90S preribosome; small-subunit processome. Lineage: Eukaryota; Metazoa; Priapulida; Priapulimorpha; Priapulimorphida; Priapulidae. Gene Ontology annotation, molecular function: protein binding. Gene Ontology annotation, biological process: rRNA processing. The record is from RefSeq and is a predicted model, not a curated record. The transcript is spliced from 18 exons.
AAGUUAGGUAUCGUCGACAUCAGUAAUGUACACCCUGAUGACAUCACCUGCAUGGCUGUCGAUACCCAUCUUGUGUUCACGGCAUGUGGGAAGAUCUGCCGUGGAUUUCUUCGUAGCAGGCAGGUGGCGCAUGUGUAUGAGGGACAUGAACACGACAUAAUUCUACUGCUGCCCUUCAGCAAGCAUCUCAUUACUAUUGACGCGAAGAGCUUCCUGAAGCUCUGGGACAUACAAUCACAUGAUGUCUACCUGGAGUUGUCAUUUGACCAGAAGUUUUUUGAGAUAACGGCAUUGGUACAUCCGGCGACAUAUCUGAAUAAGUUGCUGUUGGGCAGCAAGCAAGGAACCCUACAACUCUGGAACCUCAAGACUAGCAAGCUGCUGUACACUUUUGCUGGCUGGGGGUCAGAGGUUAUGGUGUUGGAGCAGGCACCAGCUGUCGACGUCGUGGCCGUAGGAUUGGUAAGCGGGGACAUCGUUAUACACAACAUCAAAUACGACGAGACAGUGAUGAAGUUCACGCAGGACUGGGGAGCAGUGACCGCUCUCACUUUUCGAACAGAUGGGCAUCCGAUCCUCGCUAGUGGCAGCACUCCUGGUCACAUUGUGAUGUGGGACUUGGAGAAGAAGAGACUGGCGUGUCAGAUAGAGGGCGCUCACAGUUCGGCUGUCACAGGAAUGCGGUGUUUGCCAUCGGAACCUCUGAUGGUCACAUCUUCGGCUGACAACAGUCUGAAAGUGUGGAUUUUCGACCUACCGGACGGCGGCGCAAGAAUUCUUCGGCAUCGUGAAGGCCACAGUGCGCCGCCGAACAAGCUGCGUUUCCACGACAACGACGGAGAGCAGAUUCUCAGCGCAGGACAGGACAGCGUACUGCGUCUGUUCAGCACCGUACACGACCGACACAACCGCAGUCUCGGGCGCGCAAGCAGCAACAAGAAGCUCACGAAGAAGCAGGGGCUCAAGCUAGAUGAACACAUGAUGCCUCCCGUCACCGACUUUGCUUCAGAAACCGUCCGGGAGAGCGACUGGGACAACGUUGUCGCGUGUCACCGAGGUCUGGCGGUGGCGACGACGUGGUCGACGCAGCGAGGGUCGAUGGGCAAGCACAAGCUGUUACACGAGCGCUUCGCAGAGCAGGGACAGCGAGCCGUCGCCCUGGUCGUCACGAUGAGUGCCUGCGGAAACUUCUGUCUUGUCGGCUACAGUUCUGGCCACGCGGAUCUCUUCAACGUUCAGUCGGGACUACACAGAGGCUCGUACGGAAAUCCGAAAGCGCACGAUGAUGCCGUGAGAGGCGUCGCAAUCGAUGGACUGAACCAAGUGACGGUCACCGCAGGAGGAGAGAGCACUCUCAAGUUCUGGCGGUUUCGGGCGAAGGAUUGUUUGCAAGUCUUGCAGUUGUCCGCGGCCGUAUCUCAGAUACAUUUUCAUAGAGAAAGUGCGAUGCUGGCCGUGGCCCUGGACGACUUCUCUGUGACCGUCAUCGACGUUGACAUACGACGAGUAGUGAGAAACUUCAGCGGUCACGCAGGCAGAAUCACGGACAUGGCGUUCAGUCGGGAUGCGAGAUGGCUGGUCACUGCAUGUAUGGACUGCACUAUACGUACGUGGGACCUGCCUACCGCCACUUUGGUAGACUGUUUCCGUGUGGAUUCAGCCUGCACCUCACUUGGCUUUUCUCCCACGGGAACGUUCCUCGUCACUGCUCAUGUCGACGAUCUAGGCAUUUACCUCUGGUCCAACUGCACACUGUAUGCGCAUGUGUCGUUGCGCCCUCUACCGGUAGACAUUGUACCGGAGCUUGUGGAUUUACCGACAACGUUGGAGCCUAGAUCCGGGGAGGAGCUGGAGGAGCUACCAGACUCUGUGGAGGAGGAGGAAGUAGAGGAGUACAAGUCUCCUGAGCAGAUUGCUGAUGAGCUGGUGACGUUGUCUCUACUGCCCAGUUCUCGGUGGAAAAACCUAACAAACCUUGAUCUAAUAAGGAGGCGGAACAAACCCAAAGAACCUCCCAAAGUUCCGAAGGCUGCUCCGUUCUUUCUGCCCACAGUUGCCAAUGUGCAAGGUUUCGAGUUUGCCACUACUGACGGCGCUGAAACAUCAAAGGAUAAGGGGGCAGCAUCGCAGGCCGGGAAGCUGAAUCGACUGAAGCCACUCUCUCAGUUCGGCAGCGCACUGGAGAAAGCACACACGGACGCCGCAUACGGAGCGUUGGUCGACGCGCUGAAGGAGAUGGGUCCGUCGGCGAUAGACAUGGAGUUGCGCGAGCUGGCACCGGACGGCGGCGGAUCGAUCGCACUCAUGCAGGCCUUCCUCGACCUGCUCCACGCCACCUUCGAAACCCGGCGAAAUUACGAGCUCGCUCAGGCCUACCUGGCUCUCUUUCUCAAGGUGCAUGCGGACUUGAUCGUGGAGGAGGCAGCACUCGCCGAGAAACUGCAAGACGUGGCCGACAUACAGCAGGACACGUGGCGCCACCUGCAGCUCAUGUUUAACGAGAGCAUUGGUCUCGUUAGCUAUCUAAAGAACACUACAUUGUGAUGCUGAAGGAUGUUGAGGAGGAGGGGCAG